GCGUGAUAUAUUCCCCCUCUACAGUGGAUAUUUUAUUAGCAAAUAUUAUUUACGUACUUUACCGUGAGUGUCAGACUCAGCGCGACGAAAUCAGCAGCAACUGCAAAUCAGCUGCAGCAACAAAUACCAACCUGAAAACCUACGCACAGUCUCAUCAGGUGUGCUGCUAAAAGACAUGCCAAGUGCCCAACUCUUUUCAACCUUCCUAUUCCCGCUCUCGUUUCGAGCAACAGCGCCCAUCGCGCUGCCGGUCUAUCCGGCCAAUAUUGUGGCUCCAUAUUAGGAAACUACUGGCAGUCAAAUGUCAUUAGGCCAUAUCUCCUCUGACUGGUUGGCCAGUCUCGUGCCUCGUACCGUGGUGCCGGUAGUUGCGAUAAGGCGCUAACAAAGGCCCGCAUCCAAAUCUGGAAGGUAAUCCAGCGAGCUGUCAUGCCGAUCAACGGGGGCACUUCCCCAGACACAAUGUCGGCAGCUGUCUAAUUCAUAUGAAACAAAGGAGAAAUACGGGGUGCGACGGUGAGAGCCUUUAGACUAGGCCCAGUGCAGCAGCUGGCUCAGGCACACAGAGCCCAUGACAGCUCGGCUAGACGUUGUCACUGGCUUAGUGCGUCAGUUUGGGCAGGUCAAGGCCCUCUGAAAAAGUUCCCAGUGCCGUUAUCCGGGGCAAAGACCAACGGUGAGAAAGCUGGGGUAGGAGAGCUGGGAGACGGGAGCUGUGACGAUGACUGACUAUUUCGGGAAAUAUAUAAGAAGGAGCCUGGGAGAACGACAUCGAUGGAUUUGUUCUUUAAAGCAAACGCCAAGCCGAGCCAUAUUCUAUCUUCGUUCCUAUUUCCUUCUCCAAGCCAAAUCGCACUAGAUCGGCGUUUGCCCCUGCCCAUCUCACACCAUGCCUGGCCUUACAUCUUUCUUGGCAUACGCCUCUUUGGCUAGCGCCAUUGCUCUGCCUUCGCCCAUGAUCCAUGGCCCGGGUCAGUUCACCGUGGAUGUCAAGUUCAACCCAGACUUCAAGAAGUCUGCCACCUCUACUGCCGGUGCUCUUCUUGCCCGCGACAAUGGCAACACAACUGCCCAUGACAGCCCCUCGCGCGUAGAUGCCGAGUACUAUGUCGAGCUGCUUGUCGGCACACCCCCUCAGAAGCUGAACCUUUUGUUCGAUACGGGCUCCAGCGAUCUGUGGCUCUUUGGUGCCGAUGCCCAGGGCUCUAUUGACCCAGGCCAGGCCAAAUGGAACCACACUGCUAGUAGCACCGCUAAGCUUGUGCCCGAUGGCAGCUGGUCCAUCAGCUAUGGUGAUGGCUCCGGUGGCAAGGGAACCAUUUACAAGGACACCGUCUCUGUUGGUGGCAUCUCUGUGUCUGGCCAGGGCGUCGAGUACGCCACCAAUGUCUACCCCAUGAGCAACGGCGGCAACAUCCUCGGCGUUCCUGUGUCUGGCAUCGUCGGUUUUGGCUUCGACAACAUUAACACAGCCAAGCCUAAGCAAAACACUCUCUUCACCAACAUGAAGAGCCAUCUCGACCAGCCUCUCUUCACAGUUGACCUGCAGCACAAGGCCGACGGCACCUUUGGUUUCGGCUUCAUUGACGACUCCAAGUACACCGGAACUAUUGCCUAUGCCGAUGUUGACUCUAGCGGCGGUUUCUGGACGUGGACUUCGUCUGGCUACGCUGUUGGUGACGGCGAUUUUGUCAAUGAGAGUUUCAGUGGCUUCACUGACACUGGCAACUCUGGCUUCUCUGUCCCUGAUGGUCUCUACCAGGCUUACCAGAACGCUUUGCCCAGCACUGUCGACUGCAACACCGUCCUGCCCGACCUGUACUUUGGCGUUGGAGACUCCAAGAUCAAGGUCGCUGGCGAGCAUCUCAAGGAGAAGGAUGACUCUGGCAACUGCUAUGUCAACUUAUCCUCGGGUGGUAGCAGCGCUGGAUUUGGGUCGCCCUCCAUGGCUGGCGCCUUUGUUGUUUUCGAGAACGGCCCCAACGGUCCUCGCAUUGGCUGGGCCAACAACAAAUAAAUCAUACCAAAAGAAUGAAGAAGACGACGAAAGUACAUAGGGAGCAGAUCACGCUUGCUGAAUACUCUUACCCAGCCGGGGUAUAGAGAGGCACGCAGAAUUCAAUUACAUAUUAUUAUAAGUCUGUACAUAGAAUGAACCAUAUUUACCAACAUUAACUCCGAAUCCAGGUUCUACUCCUUGUCCUGUGAACCGUUGUCUAUAGUCUUGACAUGUCUAAAUUUCAAUCAAUCCAGGUCCAGCAAGAGUUUUGCCAGCCACCUCUGUAGCAUUGGCAAAGGGGCCCUCGCUUGUGGUGAUGGCGGCGAUGGUGAGGCCGUCGAGUUGGAAUUUGGCAUAAGGGAAAGGUGCCUUGGCAGUAAUAACAUUGCCGACAGUCCUAUACCAAAAUGGUUAGUAUCUUGUACACCCUUGCAUAAAAGUACAGAUUGGGGUUAGAAAAAACAUACUUGUGGCUGGUAAACUUUUGCACAAUGGGGACAUUCUGGCCACUGAUGAGCACGAUACGCAGGUUGUUGGCAUCCUGUCCAUUGCAGUUGAAGGUGAAUUCAAUCUCCUCCGUCUUGGCGCUAAUCUUGGGCGUUUUGAUGGUGAGAGCCUCAAAGGUAGGUAGAGGCAGCUUGUCCGGGCACGAACCAGGAACAAUGACGAGCUGUUGAAGAGCCGAAAAGGCAAAGGCACCCGAGCUGGCGGUGAGGAAAGGCUUCGCGGAGGGGACCUUGGCGAGUGAGCUCAUGGAUCGGAAGAAACCAUUCUGCUCACCCUCUUGGCCAAUAACAGAGCCAACCAAGCCAACAAACUUGGGGCCAUCGCCGGCAAUGCCAAAGUUUGUUUGGGCCUCCUGCAGCGUACCAAGAACAACGUCGGUAAAGGUGGACGUAAAGGCAAUCGCAUCAUCAAAGUUGGUGACGGGGAAGCGGUACUUGCACGGGGAGAUGGUCUUGCGGCCAGCAGUCUGAAGAAUGCCGUUGGCACCGAGGGCGUGGAGCUCCUCUUGGGCAAUGACGGCGCUAAGGGCAGACAGGACGACGGUGCGUGCAGCAGGGCUUCCGACCUCGUAGCCGGGGACGUUUUCUGUGAUGUUGGUGAUGAGGGAGUCGAAAAAGGCCACUUCGAAGAGCUCAUUGAAGGCAAUCAGAGACCAGAUAACGGCAGAAGUGUCUGAGAUUUCUUUGGGGAGCUGUCCAUCUGGAAGUGUACCAAAAGCCUGCUUGUUGAUAUUUAACAAAGCAGAGGAUCCGGGUUGGACAUUGGGGAAACCAUUUGCCAGGGGCAAUUGGCCGGGCUCUCUGCUACGCUCGACUAUGGAGUUUGUGUUUCGCGGUGUAGUAGGGAUGGCAGAGGCACCGAGUGCCAGAAGCGCAAGGGGAAAGGUGGGGAACAUUGUGUUAUGGAGAAUGAUGGUGAAUAAAAAAAAGAAAGAGAAGAGUAUAUAUGUGUAGUAGAGGUGUAGAUAAGGAGGACGGUUGGGUGGUAGUGGUGGUUGUUUUCGGAUACCGGAAUGGUGAUUCAUCUAGGUUGUUAUAUAUCUCAAACUUUGUCUGUAUCAUUAGCGAUGCACUGCCCGAGCGUCUAGGAAUUGUAACCCAUGUUUGGAGAUAACAAUCACGGCUUCCGUAAUCUCCGGAUAAAACUGAGCAAUUCACGCUUUGGAAUCAUCUAGGUUCUCAUUACCGUUGAUUCCAGCCUUAAUUGUGUCAGCGAGUUUAAAAACGGUCACAUUUUGGGAAACUACAAGCCACCCAUGACACAGCCCUAUUUCUUCUAUUAUUGUGCCCUUGUGUCGUUCCGUUCGUUCGGCUCUGUAAUGCUCCAUCGCCGCAGCCAAUAGCAU
Molecule: messenger RNA, 3851 nt
Organism: [Torrubiella] hemipterigena
Lineage: Eukaryota; Fungi; Ascomycota; Sordariomycetes; Hypocreales; Clavicipitaceae
Source: the annotation of a GenBank genome assembly